AUGGCGUCAUCCGGUGAUAAUGCCAGAGUAAAGGUUUGUUAACUUUCUGGUAGAAUAAGCCUUCGCUUUCUUUCUCUUUUAAUUGAAAAUACUGCAUUUUUUUGUUCCCUGAAGGGUGUCACAGUCAUAAAACCUGUAAUAUUUGGAAAUGUGUCUCAUUACUUUGGAAAGAAACGUGAAAGCGACGGCCAUACUCAUGGUUGGACAGUUUUUCUUCGCCCUUUCAAAAACGAGGUUCGUACGUCUGCCAAAUUUCUCGCCAGUGGCUCUGAAAAGGCAGUUGAUUAUAUCUCAAAUAGAACUAUGGAAGUAUUGAAAAUAAAAUUACAUCUGAAGAAGAAUAAUCGAAGUAUUCAAAAUGUGGUUGUUUUUUAUAGGACAUGUCCAGCUAUGUAAAGAAAGUCCACUUCAAACUUCAUGAAAGUUAUGCUAAUCCCUUAAGAGGUAAGAAAUUCGAGGGGGGAUGGCGAGAUUAUAAGAGAAAGAUGAACAAAGAGACAGUCACUGACUGACUGAUCAACAGAGAUGGACCUGUAGACAGAUGCACUACAGACAGACAGAGAUUCACAGAUAGACAGACAGUCAAACAAAUCACAAAUUAGAGGAAUUGAUGACGAUAUGAAGGUUGAUGUAACAUGAAGACAGAGUUUAAGAGACAGACAGAUGCAUAAACAAAGGAAACAUACGUAAAUCAAAGCAGUAAGAUUUCCGUAUAGCCCUAUACUGUUGUCAAACAAAGCCUUAAUCCCAAAGACAAUUUAUUGUUUUUGCUAUUGUUUUCUUUAUUCAAGAACUGUAUGCAUGAUGAAUUAUAGGGCUGUGUGGAAAUUUUACCAUCAAAACUGCAUAGAUGCACAACUGAACAGAGAGACGUAACAACAGACAGAUACUGGGUAGAUGGAUAAACAAGAAAAAAUUUAAAACAAGAAGCCUUCUUCUUCUUCUUCUUCUUCUUCUUUUUUUUUUUAACCCUUUUACACCCUAUGAUUCAUAUUCUCCAUACUUUUCUUGGUACAUUUACUAAGGUGCUGAAUAGGAGAAUUUGUCUAACAAUCAAGAGUCUCUUUAGUUAGUGAUCAUUUACUUUAUUCUCAUAACAUUAAUGUGUAAUUCAGUGGUGAUAUUGUACUUGGAGAAAUUAGAUGCUAGUCAUACUUUGGGGUAAAGGGUUAAAUUCUUCCCCAAUUUUGUUAUAAAUACUUGAAUUGAAGAAGCUUUGUCUUUAUAGCAAUUUGAUUUGAAACUUUGCUUCUUUUUGUUGGACUUGUGAAUUAGAGAAGGGUGACAAAGGGUUGAUAUUUGAUGCUUUACACUCUAACAUGAGAAUGUAUAUUCUCCAUACUGUUCUCUAUACAUUUCCUAAGGUGCUGAAAAGGAGAAUUUGUUUAACAAUCAAGAGCUUCUUUAGUUGGUGAUAAUUUUCUGUAUUCCCUUGAUCUUAAAUGAAUGAUUCAGCAGUAUUAAUGUGAGGAGAAACUAGAUGCUGGUCACUCUUAGGGUUUAAAGGGUCAAGGCUCAAACUGAUUUGUGCUGCAAGAAUUUACAUUAAUUUUCUCUUUCAUUUUAUGAAAACCUCAAGAGUUCCCUGAGACCUUGUACGUAAGAAGAGAGAUUUGAAGUUUAUCCUUUCAAAUUUGCUCUGUGUGAGAAUUGUUGGUUAGAGUAUUAUGUGAAGUAUGAAUUUGUCUAAAAUUUGUGCAUAAAACAAGAUAAGGACCCUUUUACCACCCUCUUAGAGGUGGUGCUUUGCCAUAGCAUUUAACUGUUUGAGUCAUGUGCUGGGACAUGUCUACCAACAUUUUUUUUUGUUACAGUGGUAACAAAGCCUCCAUAUGAAGUGAAUGAGUCUGGUUGGGGAGAAUUUGAAAUACAGAUCAAAAUAUUUUUCAUGGACCAAAGUGAAAGACCGGUUAGUUCACCUUCUAUGUAGACCUCAAAGUAUUUACAAAACUGUAACUUCGGAAAGAUUGAUUUAUCUCAUUAAAUUUCCUCAGAAUGUCUCUGAUUCUUUUAUAUAUCAUUGCACAUUCAUGCAAUUGCAUAUAUAUUAUUUCUAGGUUAUCAUAUGUUUUGUGAUUAUGAGCAUUUAAAGACAGUAAAUUUCAAAAUGUUAUGGUAUAUAAGGGAAACAAUACCAAAUUGGUUUUGAUAGAUCAAGUAAAUAUGAGAGAAAGAAAGAAUGCCAUGGUAACCUAAGAGGCUAUGUUAGGGUUUCUGCAUGGUCGAACAUUUUACACAUGGAUUUCCUCAGCUGGUCACUUACAAUGCUUGUCCAUAUUUUUAAUCCCUUCAACUCCCAGAAGUGAUAAACAUGUAACUUCUCCCUAUAAUUUUGAUACAUUAUCCUGCAAACAGGUAAUGAGAAUACUCAAACUUAUCAGGUAGAAGUUGUCAUCUAGAUCAAACACCAAUUUCUUGUGCCUAAUUUACAAAGAAAUGUGUAGCAGCUAGAGGGGAGAAUUAACAAUCAGAUCUUGGGAGUUAAAGGGUAUUACCUCAUUGUUCAUCCUCAAAUUACUGUUUAUUUGAUCCUCUUAAUUUUUUAUCCUUUUUUAAUCUUGUGCAUCACACUAUUUUAUUUGUGGUUUCUCUGCAUCGCAUUUAAUGAGCACAUUAAAAAAAUCUUUGUAAAUCCUUUUUGUUUAAUGCCUACAUUUGGUAUGAAGUUUCUUCUGACAUUCAGUUUAAAAAAUGUUUGUGUUGUAAUUUUUUUUCUACAGGUUACAUUUUAUCACCUUUUGAAGCUUUUCCAAACAGAAUCUGCACUUGCCUCUGGAAAAAAACAGCUGGUUUCUGAAUUCUAUGAUGAAGUUGUAAGUAGGACAUAUGUGUUUGGCUAUGUUUUUUCUUCCAAUUGGACCAAGCAUUUUAGCAGUUGAAUGUCUUAAUCCAUGUAUUUUUGUAGAUUUUUCAGGACCCCACCCAGAUGAUGCAUCAAUGUUUACUCAGUGCAAGACAGUUGCAACCCAUAAAACAUGAGUCUGACUGUAAGAACGUUUUUUGAAUUUUUUCAUUUAUUUUGAGACUGGAAAGUAACUAAUGGAGUAGACUUAUUGGGUUGUUUUUCCUAAUAAAAAUAAUAAUAAUAAUAAUAAUAAUAAUAAUAAUAAAAAUAAUUAUAAUAAUAAAAAUAAUUAUAAUAAUAAUAGUAAUAAUAAUAAUAAUAAUAAUUAUCCAGUGGAAAUUGAAUUAAGCAGGUUGAUCACUUAGGACCAAGUGGAGUCCAAUUUGGUCUGCAAUCAAACACAUUAGUGAUUGACAAAAUUGGACCGUAAAGUAAGAGUCUGAUUUGUUAAUCUCGAAUAUGAUUACUGACAGAAUUGGACAACAAGAUGUUGUGUUACGAAUUAAUCAUAACCAUUUAAAUUUCUGAAAAAAACAAAUACACCUAGAAAAAAUGUCUCCAGUAGAGACAAUGUCUUUAUUAAAAAAUUCCUCCAUUUUGGAGAUUCCCCAGUUUUUCUUUGGAUAAGAGGUUGUUGCCAUGGUUAUUUUGAUCAUUUCUGUGAUUUGUGGAUUAGCUUAGUGGACCUAGUAUGAUUGGCUACUUCAACUGUUGGAUUACAGGUGUCCAAUUACAGCCAACUGUCGAAUUACACUGUCCAAUUAUAACAACUACAAAAUGAUUAGUGAAAAAUGAAGCUGCAAAUGCACCAAUAAUAUUUGAGGAAUUUGUAAUGGUUAUGAUUAAUGCAGGUUCUACAGAACAGGGUUGUUAUAACAGCAACAACAACAACAAAAUGCCAUGUUAUUCCAAAAUGUACAAAAACUUGCUCCAAAAAAACUACUAAGUGACAUUGGUUUUGGGAGAUAAACAUGGAUUUAGUGUUUACUUGAAAGAUUAUUCUUAAUUAUAUUAGAGUGGUUCACUUUAAGUGUCUUUUUACAAGAAGGAAGACAAAACAAAUAGACCAUUAGAACUCAGUAAAGGGUGACCACCAUUGCUUAAUAGAGGUGAAAAUUAUUACUGUCAGUAUCUAAGAAGAAAAAACUUUAGGACUUUAACAACCAACUGCUUAAUACAGGGUGACUGCUUGGUACGUUGCAGCGUAAUACAGGUUUGACUGUACUAGCUUGACUUAAAUGCAUUCCAUCAGACUUAACCCUUUACACCCCAACAUCAGUAUGCAUAUUCUUGUUCCUGUUCUCUAUACAUUUCCUAAAGUACUGACAAGGAGAAUUUGUUCAACAAUCUAGAGCUUCUUUAGUCUGUGAUCAUUUCCUUUAUUCUUAUGACUGUAAUGUGUAAUUCAGGGGUGGAUUGGCUUAACUUUUAAUAAAUGUCCUGUUCAGCAUAAGUAAAUAUGGCAAGCUAGAUUAACUUGCUGUUUUGCUUUUUCAGUAGCAUAAAAUUAAAACUGCUUGGUACUUUACCUUUUCACUCCCACGAGUGACCAGGAUAUAAUUUUUCCUUACAAUAUGAAAUACAAUGUCAAGACAGCAAGCACUGAAAUUAAAGGAAAAUAUCAAUCAUGGGAUUUUCAUUUGACCAUACACUAAAUUCAAGAACAAAAAUUGUUAGCAAUGUGUUGCAGACAGGAGGAAGAAUUAGUUAGUAAAUCUUGGGAGUGAAAAGGUUAAACCCCCAGGCAUCAAUCAUGUUACGGCACAAUUAGUCAGAAUUUUCAUUCAUAUAAAAAUUCUGGAUACUCAUUUUCAGUAUUGUUUUGUGCGAAUUUCUGUUGAUAGUUCAGACAUGUUAUUCAAUAACCUGGGAUUUUAUCUUUAUCUGCAUUACAGGGGCUGAAAUUGAGCAAAGAACUACAGCUUCCAUAGGUGCUGCUCGUCAAAAGAUUGGCAAAGAAAUCAGUGAGUUGAAUGAAAAACUGAAAGUGUGCAAAGAUGCUAUCCAACAAAUGAAAGCUGAAAUAGCAAAGCUUGAACAACAAGAAAUUGAGGGACCAGAACAGAGCAUGGCACCAAUGGUUGUGCAGUGA
Pocillopora meandrina is the source of this 4937-nucleotide messenger RNA. Lineage: Eukaryota; Metazoa; Cnidaria; Anthozoa; Scleractinia; Pocilloporidae. The record is from the annotation of a GenBank genome assembly.